AUGGUUUUACUUGUUUCAAUGCUCUUUGGCAUACAGGCACUUUGCUGCUGGGCUGCCUCUCUUCCUGCCAGUGAAGCAGCAACUACUUUGCUCUCCCCUGCCUGUGAUGACACUGCAGUAGAGAAGGCUGCAGAUCUGGCUCUUCGCCAGAUCAAUGCUGACCGAAAAGAGGGCUACAUACUCAGACUCAAUAGAAUUUUCAAUGUCCGAGAACAUCCUCAGGAGACCACUGGUUCUGUCUUCUAUCUCAUCCUGGAUGUAGUAGAUUCUGAAUGCCAUGUACUCAGCAGGAAGUUGUGGAAGGACUGUGCACCCAGACUUGCUCAUAAAACUGUUUAUGGUCAAUGCAAAGCAGCUAUCUACAUUAAUCAGGCAAGAAAUAUUGCUCAUCUGAAUACUUAUGAGUGCACUUUACAACCAGUUCCACGUAGACAUAUUUGGAGAAUAUGUCCUGACUGCCCAGUUGAUGACAGUCCAAGUGAGCCCAAAUAUUUGGAGGCUGCUGUGCAAAGCCUUGCCAAGUUCAAUGAAGAGAGUGAACACUCGCAUUAUUUCUCUGUUCUUAAUGUCACAAGAGCAUCAAUGCAGUGGGUCAUUGGCCCUGCACAUUUUGUGGAGUUUUUAAUUCAGGAGACAUCCUGCUCCAAAACUGACACGAUUGCUGACAUCUCCAAGUGCAAGCCCCUUUCAUCAGAACUGGCUCAAACAGGUUUCUGCAAAGGCUCCGUAACAAAGAGUCAUUUGGAACAAAAACAGUUUGUCACAGUAUCAUGUGAAAUCUACAGUCUGCAGGAUCCUGCCACUGACAAGGAGAAACAGCAAGAUAAUCAGACACCUGGAAAAUCUAGCCAGGAUCAUCAACAAGUUUCCACCUCAGAAGACAGUCCUUUCUCCCCACACCUAUUAAAAACAGUGGAAGAUCAAAAGAAACAUGAAGAUGGAAAGCCUGUUCCACCUGAGGCUGUAGGAUCUAUGCCCACUCUUGAUGGAGAAAAGACUCAAGUAGACAAAACAGAUUUGACCAAACCACUCACUGAACCAAGUAUUCUCCCUUUUCCUGAAGAAUUUUCUCUAUCAGACUCAUGCCCAGGAGAAGUAAAAGAGGAAAAUUUCAUCCUCCAGCCUUUAUUGCCUAAAAAGUCAAAAGUUUAG
This is a messenger RNA of Chaetura pelagica (chimney swift), 1152 nucleotides long. RefSeq names its product fetuin B (gene FETUB). The coding region runs from base 1 to 1152 and encodes 383 amino acids. Lineage: Eukaryota; Metazoa; Chordata; Aves; Apodiformes; Apodidae. Gene Ontology annotation, cellular component: extracellular region. Gene Ontology annotation, biological process: binding of sperm to zona pellucida; negative regulation of endopeptidase activity. The transcript has 9 exons. Gene Ontology annotation, molecular function: cysteine-type endopeptidase inhibitor activity; metalloendopeptidase inhibitor activity. The record is from RefSeq and is a predicted model, not a curated record.